Molecule: messenger RNA, 306 nt
Organism: Phyllostomus hastatus (greater spear-nosed bat)
Lineage: Eukaryota; Metazoa; Chordata; Mammalia; Chiroptera; Phyllostomidae
Product: non-histone chromosomal protein HMG-14-like
Exons: 1
Coding region: 1-306 (101 amino acids)
Biological process (GO): chromatin organization
Cellular component (GO): chromatin; nucleus
Molecular function (GO): nucleosomal DNA binding
Source: RefSeq, a predicted model, not a curated record
AUGCCCAAGACGAAGGUCAGUUCCACUGAGGGGGUGGUGAAGGAGGAGCCCAAGAGGAGAUCCACAAGGUUGUCAACUAAACAUGUUCCUGAAAAAGUGGAAACCAAACCAAAAAUGGCGGCAGGAAAGGAUAAAUCUGAAGACAAAAAAGUGCAAACAAAAGGGAAAAGGGGAGCAAAGGGAAAACAGGCCGAAGUGGCUAACCAGGAUCCUAAGGAAGAUCUAGCUGCAGAAAAUGGAGAAACUAAAAAUGAGGAUAGUCCAGCCUCAGAUGAAGCAGGAAAAAAAGAAGCCAAGUCUGAUUAA